This is a messenger RNA of Daldinia loculata, 872 nucleotides long. RefSeq lists its product as uncharacterized. The coding region runs from base 215 to 685 and encodes 156 amino acids. The transcript has a single exon. The record is from RefSeq and is a predicted model, not a curated record. Lineage: Eukaryota; Fungi; Ascomycota; Sordariomycetes; Xylariales; Hypoxylaceae.
CCUUAGCCUAAGUGUAUCUAGUGUUGAGAGCAUUGACUUGGUAGGCUCUUCAGAUUCAAACAAAGCGUCUGAUUGCUCACCUAUUAUAGCCAUCUUAAUUAUACUAGUUACGCAGACGUGACACGCAACACGGGUCUCAAGUUCCUAACCUUCGUUUCUUAUAUAACCAUGCGCCGGUUUGCAUUGGAAUUACCAAAAUUCAUAAAAAAUACAAAUGUGCCCAACCAUGUCAAUUCCGGGCCAUUUACUACCAACAAUGGAUAACCUAAACGAUCUUUUGGAAGAGCAUAUCUGCCGAAGAAACCGAGUAUUUUACGCCUUCGGUAUUAGCGUGGGGGAGUACGAAAAUAGCACUUCACGAGCGUGGACGGUCGUAUCACUCUACAUACACGGUACAGUAGAUAAAGUUGGUGCCGCUCAAGCGCUCAGAAAUCUCGAGUAUGAUAUCAAUAGCAAGCUCCGGCUAGACCAGCGACCAGAAAGACUGGAGUUUUACCUCGAGGAUGACUCUCCUAGCAACACCUACCGGGCGAGAUCUCGCAGGGUAGAGGGCACGCUCUGCGCCAGAGAUGCUGCCCGGCAGAUGGGAGUGGUGGAGCCUACGGACGGCGAAAGGACGCACCCAGGAACACCUCGGCAGGAUAUAGUAGAAGCGACGAGGCACGUUGUCGAAGUUGAGCUGUAGAAGCCAGAGGGGCUGGAACUGAGAGGCUGGAGAUUAGCGAUUGACGAUUGGCGAUUAGUGGUAUAUACAUAAGCGUAUUCAAUUAUCUGUUAGCCGCCUACUCUAUUAGGAAGGCCGUCUACUACCACGUGCGAUAUUCAGUUGCUUCCAAUUGCUCGGGCUGUACGGUGGUGAUAAGAGGCGUUCG